Messenger RNA from Aspergillus heteromorphus CBS 117.55, 1272 nucleotides. RefSeq lists its product as uncharacterized. The record is from RefSeq and is a predicted model, not a curated record. NCBI's taxonomy places the organism in Eukaryota, Fungi, Ascomycota, Eurotiomycetes, Eurotiales, Aspergillaceae. The coding region runs from base 1 to 1272 and encodes 423 amino acids. The transcript has 4 exons.
AUGUCAGGCCAACCCCUCCCCAUCGUGAUCCCCCAGCAACGCCCCGGCUCCAAAGGCCGGGGCUUCAUCGCCGCCUACGCCCCAUCCCUUGAAUCCUCCGGCAUCGAUCAAUGGACCUUCCUCCAAUUCCUGCACGACACCAACACCGCGCUCCAAGGCAACAAAUGGCUCCUCGGCGUGUCCGUCGUGUCAGGCGUCGCAUCCUUCAGCCCUGAGGUCAUCUCCAUGGCGGUAGCAACGGCCAUCCAGGUCGCCGCAACUGCAGCCAACAAGGCGCACAUCAAAUACAAAACCAACGCCACCAUCGACCGCUACAACGAAGAGCUCUUCGGCCCUGCAGGCCUCUACUGCAUGAUCAUGAAAUACGACCCCCAGGACCAAGAAGACCGGAGACUCCGAUCUGCCGAGAGCCCCGUCAAACAACUGGGCGCCUUCGCCAGUCGAUUCCAGGACUCCCGCACCUCAUCCCUCCGCGGCUCGCUAUCCACUUUGAAAUCUCUCUCCUCCCGAGGCUCGGAAUCAUCCCAACCCUCCCGAAAUCCCCUCAUUAAACUGGGGAGCAAGUUCCAAGACCCCGUCUCAGGUCAGGUGCAAGGCUCUUCGAGCCUACCCGCGGAAGUCGCCCCGCUCAUAUACAUCGACGAUCGCCGUGAGUUCAAGGAAAUGCUGAGGCAGGCGACGACCGUGGAAUCAGUGCCGGUUGGCGAUGAGGCUGCGAAGCGGAAGAAAUCCAAACCGAUGGUCGCGAAGGCGGCGAUUGACGAUUAUCUUGAUCGGAGGGCACGAGCACGCUAUACCACCGAAAACGAAGGCGACAUCCUCAACGUCCCGCUGACCCGCGGCUUCGAGAACCGCUACCUCGACCCCAACCACCCCGCCGUCAACGGCGGUCUGGUCGGCUUCUUGUCCGGCGGCCAUAUCCAGCGCGACAAGGGAUUUAUGGUGCGCAGCGCCCUCCGCCAAGUCGAGAAAGACGAGAAUGAGAUCCGCGAUCGGUAUUACCGCGAGCUCGAUGACAUUGAGCGCCAGAAUCUGCCCGAACAUGAGAUUGAGCGACAGCGCCAGGAGUGUGAUCGCCGGUAUGCGCGGCCCUUACAGGAGUAUCAGGGGAAGAGGAGGGCGUUGGAGCAGGGAGAGAGGUCGAUUAAGAAGGAUAUUCUCUACUUGACGAUUGUGAAUCGGCCGUCGGACGCGGAGUUGGCGGCGGCGAGUGAGAGGUUGAGUCGUGGUGAUUAUGCGGGUGUGAACCCGGUUGUGGGGGCGGAUAUGUAG